AUGAAAUCAACAUCAUCAUCAUCAUCAGAUAAGAAAGAGAUUGUUGAGAGAUCUCAAUUGUUCCUAUUAAGGAAUGCUUUCAACACUGAUAUAGAGUUCACUACUAAAGAGAUGCGUAACAAUGUACAUUGGCUCAGACAAAUCAUUGCUGUACUGAUAGGUAUACUCUUUGGUCUUAUCCCAGUCAAGGGCCUCUAUGGUCUGGCAGGAUUCUUCAUUGUCAACGCAGGCUUCACUACGAUUUAUUACUCCAAGUUCCUCGAGGUUGAGGAUGCUGAUACCAAGUGGGAGUUGUUCCAGGAAGGCUUCAUGCCAUCCUUUGCUUGUUUCCUCGUAUCUUGGAUUAUCUCUUAUAACCUGUGA
Molecule: messenger RNA, 363 nt
Organism: Acytostelium subglobosum LB1
Lineage: Eukaryota; Evosea; Eumycetozoa; Acytosteliales; Acytosteliaceae
Exons: 4
Coding region: 1-363 (120 amino acids)
Biological process (GO): mitochondrial respirasome assembly
Source: RefSeq, a predicted model, not a curated record